This is a messenger RNA of Stegodyphus dumicola, 1143 nucleotides long. RefSeq lists its product as uncharacterized. The record is from RefSeq and is a predicted model, not a curated record. Lineage: Eukaryota; Metazoa; Arthropoda; Arachnida; Araneae; Eresidae.
AUGCAAGGUCGCAAGAUAAAACAUCUCUUAAGCAUACAACGACCGUUCUUACUGAAUAUUACCAAGGCAUUUCGUACUUCCCCAACUAAAGCACUAUGUGUAUUGACCGGUCUGCCACCGUUGCAUCUUAGUGUGGAAAAAGAAGCGACUUAUCAAACAGUCGCCCAAUUAGGCCAACCAGCAACCCUCCAUGAGGAUAAUUAUUUCCCAGCGGAAUAUGAGAAGAAGUUGAUACGGCUAUGUGAUCAUCCAGCGAAACAGGGAAAAGGGGUGAACAUUAAUCUCAAGCAAAAUACCAACAUAACGGAUGCUGAUUUAGUAUAUUAUACAGAUGGCUCCCAAAUAGAUGAUAACACAGGCUGUGCCUACAUAGCCCUGCGAAACCUGGACACGCUAACACUUUGGAAAGGUCACCUGGACACCAAUAAUAGUGUGUUCCAGAGUGAGGUGUUAGCAAUUGACCGGGCACUAACCCACAUCAUACAGGAGCAACAUAAUGGAAGCUUCAUAUUGACAGAUAGCUUAUCGUCUCUGCAUGCACUUUUAAAUCCAGUGCACUGUUCCCCGCUCAUAGCAGACAUACAGUCGAAAUUACAUGACAACAGUCAUUUAAACGUAAAGCUGCAAUGGAUAAAGGCCCAUGCUGGCCAAACAGGAAACGAGCUGGCGGAUCAGCUAGCCAAAGAAGCGGCGCAAAACAUAAAUGCUGAACAAAUUAAGAUACCUUGGCCAAUUUCCUGGCUAAAGAAAAAUCUUACGCAAAAAAUCAAAUCCCUGUGGCAGGAAGAGUGGAACUCUGACGACACAGGACGUCGUGUUUAUUAUCAUAUUCCCACAGUAACUUAUGAUCGCCUCAUAAUACAUGCUCAACUUGUACGGUAUAUAACGGGACAUGGUCCUUUUCCUGUAUAUUUUGAAAGGUUUGGCAUUACAAAUACGGCACAGUGCAUUUGCGGUGAAUUGGGCACACCCGAACAUUAUGUAGCUAACUGCCCACUAACAACUGAUUUGCACCUGCCGAUCCCGCCAACGAAUGAGCAAGCAUUUAGCAGGUUCAUGAUUAAUAACAAGCAUGCAGUACGAAAGAUUAACAAAAUUGUUAAUAAACUUAUGGACCUCGGCACUGACCUGUGUCAAAUCUAA